Melanaphis sacchari is the source of this 1188-nucleotide messenger RNA. RefSeq names its product signal recognition particle receptor subunit beta (gene SrpRbeta). Gene Ontology annotation, biological process: protein localization to organelle; Golgi to plasma membrane protein transport; intracellular protein transport. Lineage: Eukaryota; Metazoa; Arthropoda; Insecta; Hemiptera; Aphididae. The transcript has 5 exons. Gene Ontology annotation, cellular component: Golgi apparatus. Bases 264 to 989 code for a protein of 241 amino acids. Gene Ontology annotation, molecular function: GTP binding. The record is from RefSeq and is a predicted model, not a curated record.
GGUCCGUAGUUAUUAGAUAUUUACACACCUACUUACUACAGACACAGUUGUAGACGUAUCGGUGACGUGUUGAGGUUGUGUAGUAUACAUUGAUAUGGCACUGUUAAGAGCGCUAGAGUGAUAUGAAAAAAAAUGAUUACGUUCGCGUGUUGAAAGUUGGUUCCGCAGUUUUGUAACAGUAUUGUUUUUUACUCGUUUUUCUCGACCGAUUUUAACUUUGGUUUUCGUUUAUUAAUCAUUCCACUAUCCCAAGUUCGUCGACCAUGUCUUUGACCAUGAUCAAAGCUCCAUGGAAAGAUUAUUAUCUCGUUAAAGAGCUGUUGGUGGCUCUGAUCGUCGUGCUCCUUACCAUCGUAUUGUUUGUUUUAUGGAAAAAAAGUCGUAAGACCAACCGAGAUGUACUGAUUACGGGGUUGUGCGAUUCCGGUAAGACUGCUCUGUUUUCACACUUAUUGUACAAUAAACCAAUACAAUCUUUCACAUCUCAAGUGGAAAACACAGGCGAGUUCAAAAGCAAAAAGAACUUGUUACGCAUAGUUGACAUUCCGGGGCAUGAAAGAGUGUUUACAAAAUAUUGGGAUGCUUACAAAAUGAAUUGUAAAGGUGUUAUGUUUGUUGUGGAUUCAGAAACUGUUCAAACUGACAUAUGUGAUGUGGCCGAGUUGUUAUACAGAAUUUUAACUGAUGCAACGAUUCAGUCCAACAAGAGUAAAAUUUUAAUACUAUGUAACAAACAAGACAAAAUGAUGGCCAAGGGAUCAGAAGUAAUCAAAACUUUGCUCGAAAAAGAACUGGAUACAUUGAGGUUAACAAAAUCAAAUCAGUUGGAAAGCAUCGAUGGCAAAAAAAAUAAGACUUUGUUGGGGAAAAAGAAGAAGUGUUUUGAAUUUUCGCAUUGUCAGAUGGCAGUAGAGUUUGCUGAAGUAAUUACUUCAUCUCCAGAUAUAAUCUUAGAACCAAUUAAAGACUGGUUAGAAAAUAUUCAGUAAAGAUAAAUUGUGUUGCAAACUUACAACAAUACAUUUAUGUUUUCCAUUUUUAGAAUCGCUUUUGAUCCUAAAAAGCUAAAAUAACUUCUUAGUUAUAUGUAUUGGUUUUCUUUUUUUAUAAUUUUCAUGCUUAUAAUUUUAUUUUUUAUUGUUUAUACAAAAGAUAAAAAAAGACUUCUUAUUUGUAUAGGCGAAUAUA